UAGGCCGCAGUCUGUUCUUUCGCCGUUGUCGGAACGAACAGAUGCGUUCAUUCUCCCUCAUCAGAUAGUCUUACGUCCACCUUCGAUCGCACCUGCGACGCCUCGUCGUCUGUUUCUCCGCCAUGGCGGUCAAUGCGUCAGCCUACGACCUUCCGCCGCUUCCCUCGUAUACGUUAACCCCCCGUGUGCCGGUUCUCGCCCCGAUUCCCGACAACUUCUUAGCCCUCAUCCUACCGAUCGUUGCCUACUGGGGCUUAUCGAUGAUCUUCCAUUAUAUCGAUGUCAACGACUAUUUCCCGCAGUACCGGUUACACACGCCAGCCGAACUCCUCAAGCGCAACCAUGUGUCACGAUGGGAGGUAGUGAGGGAUGUCGUCUUCCAACAGGUCGUGCAGACCAUUGCCGGCGUUUCGGUGUCGUACUUUGAUGAGCCGGAAUUCACCGGAAAAGAGGGUUACGAUGUUGCUGUAUGGGCUAGUCGUCUCCGUGUGCUGCAGAGGAGCUUCCCCUAUAUGCUUGGCUUGUUUGGUAUCGACGCAACAAGCUUGGCGAAGAAUUUGUCCCAGAAUGGCUAUACGAUGCUUGGUGGGGCUAUGGCGGGGGGAUACUAUCCCACCGUCACUCAGUCGAUGGUGUCGGAGAAUGGCGUGGAGGCCACAGUCCCCGCUUUCACUGGCUGGGAACUGGCGGCUGCCAGCCUCAUCUACUGGUACUUGAUCCCCGGGUUGCAAUUCGUCUGGGCUGUAUUUGUCAUCGACACAUGGCAGUAUUUCCUUCACCGUGCGAUGCACUUGAAUCGCUGGUUAUAUGUCACCUUCCACUCGCGUCAUCACCGCCUUUAUGUUCCCUAUGCGUUUGGUGCGCUCUACAAUCACCCUGUUGAGGGAUUCCUCCUGGACACCGCUGGUACUGGUGUUGCAUUUCUCACGGCCCACAUGAACAACCGGCAAGCGAUGUUCUUGUUCACCUUCAGUACCAUCAAGACGGUGGAUGAUCACUCCGGCUACCACUUCCCCUGGGAUCCCUUGCAGCACUUCACCUCGAAUAAUGCUGCGUAUCAUGAUAUCCAUCAUCAGAGCUGGGGCAUUAAGACCAACUUCUCGCAGCCGUUCUUCACCUUCUGGGAUGGCCUUUUGCAAACGCGAUGGAGGGGUGAUGUGACUUCCCGCUAUGAACGCUCCCGGAUCACCUCCCAGCAACAAGUAGAUCACGAGGCGGCUCAAGCCGCCGCGGCCAAAGCCGAUGUCGCGGCUUCUCCGGCGGUCGUUUCCCCUGAAAAUCCGCCCGACACCCGGUCCCGCCUGCGUCGCAAGGCCCCGAGUCUCUCGUCUCCCAGCGUCAAGGGGGUGAAUCACGGGGUGACCAGCAGUGUCUUAUAAAAUUAAUCCCCUAUGCUUCGUCGUUUAAAUUUCUCUUCUCUUGCCCAAGUAUUAAUUGUGUUUGGACCCGUGUCCAAAUUUGGGAGCUGCAGGGCGCCUCCUGACCACCAUAGGUCAAUACUGUCUUUUGCAUAUCUUACUGCUGUAUUAAUAAUCGGGCUGACCCAGACCGAUAGCCUAUAUUGUCACGAUCACUUUUACUGUACCUAGUUUCUAUAAUAUUCUUUGG
This is a messenger RNA of Aspergillus candidus, 1608 nucleotides long. It is a transcript of the gene sur2, whose product is annotated as sphingosine hydroxylase. Gene Ontology annotation, molecular function: iron ion binding; oxidoreductase activity. The record is from RefSeq and is a predicted model, not a curated record. The coding region runs from base 123 to 1379 and encodes 418 amino acids. Lineage: Eukaryota; Fungi; Ascomycota; Eurotiomycetes; Eurotiales; Aspergillaceae. The transcript is spliced from 2 exons. Gene Ontology annotation, biological process: lipid biosynthetic process.